CUCGCGCUGCAGGAGGACGGCAGGAUGGCGGGAGGACGGCGGGGUCUCGUGGCCCCUCAGAACACCUUCCUGGAGAACAUCGUCCGCCGGUCCAACGACACCAACUUCGUGCUGGGGAACGCUCAGAUCGUGGACUGGCCCAUCGUCUACAGCAACGACGGCUUCUGCAAACUGGCUGGUUACCAUCGAGCCGAGGUGAUGCAGAAGAGCAGCACGUGCAGCUUCAUGUACGGAGAGCUGACCGACAAGGAGAUGACGGAGAAGGUUCGACAGACCUUCGAGAACUACGAGAUGAACUCCUUUGAGAUCCUGAUGUACAAGAAAAACCGGAUGCCAGUGUGGUUUUUCGUGAAGAUCGCUCCGAUUCGGAACGAGCAGGACAAGGUGGUCCUGUUUCUCUGCACCUUUAGUGACAUCACCGCCUUCAAGCAGCCAAUCGAGGAUGACUCUUCAAAAGGUUGGGGUAAAUUUGCCCGUCUGACUCGUGCGUUAACCAGCAGUCGAGGCGUCCUGCAGCAGCUCGCUCCGGCGGUGCAGAAAGGAGAGAACGUCCACAAACACUCGCGGCUGGCGGAGGUGCUCCAGCUGGGCUCAGACAUCUUGCCUCAGUACAAACAGGAGACGCCGAAGACGCCGCCGCACAUCAUCCUGCACUACUGUCUCUUUAAGACCACGUGGGACUGGGUGAUCCUCAUCCUCACCUUCUACACCGCCAUCAUGGUCCCCUACAACGUCUCCUUCAAGACCAAGCAGAACAACGUCACCUGGCUGGUGGUGGACAGCAUCGUGGACGUCAUCUUCCUCGUGGACAUCGUCCUCAACUUCCACACCACCUUCGUCGGGCCGGCCGGCGAGGUCAUCUCCGACCCCAAACUCAUCCGCAUGAACUACGUGAAGACGUGGUUCGUCAUCGACCUGCUGUCCUGCCUGCCGUACGACGUCAUCAACGCCUUCGAGAACGUGGACGAGGGGAUCAGCAGCCUCUUCAGCUCCCUCAAAGUGGUGCGUCUGCUGCGUCUGGGCCGGGUGGCCCGAAAGCUGGACCACUACAUCGAGUACGGCGCGGCGGUGCUGGUGCUGCUGGUGUGCGUGUUCGGGCUGGCGGCUCACUGGCUGGCCUGCAUCUGGUACAGCAUCGGGGACUACGAGGUCAUCGACGAGGACACCAACAGCGUGAGGAUGGACAGCUGGCUCUUCCUGCUCGGGGAGACGGUGGGGACGCCGUACAGGUUCAACGCCUCGGGCUCGGGCCGCUGGGAGGGCGGGCCCAGCAAGGACUCGGUCUACAUCACCUCGCUGUACUUCACCAUGACCAGCCUGACCAGCAUCGGCUUCGGGAACAUCGCGCCCAACACGGACGGCGAGAAGAUCUUCGCCGUGGCCAUGAUGAUGAUCGGAUCGCUGCUGUACGCCACCAUCUUCGGUAACGUCACCACCAUCUUCCAGCAGAUGUACGCCAACACGAACCGCUACCACGAGAUGCUCAACAGCGUGCGCGACUUCCUCAAACUCUACCAGGUCCCCAAAGGCCUGAGCGAGCGCGUCAUGGACUACAUCGUGUCCACCUGGUCCAUGUCCAGAGGCAUCGACACGGACAAGGUGCUGCAGAUUUGUCCAAAGGACAUGCGAGCGGACAUCUGCGUCCACCUCAACAGGAAGGUGUUUAAGGAGCACCCGGCGUUCCGGCUGGCCAGCGACGGCUGCCUGCGCGCUCUUGCCAUGGAGUUCCAGACCGUCCACAGCGCGCCAGGCGACCUCAUCUUCCACGCCGGCGAGAGCGUGGACAGCCUCUGCUUCGUGGUGUCUGGGUCACUGGAGGUCAUCCAGGACGACGAGGUGGUGGCCAUUUUAGGUAAAGGCGAUGUGUUUGGCGAUGUCUUCUGGAAGGAGAUGACGCUGGCGCAGUCGUGCGCUAACGUGCGGGCGCUGACCUACUGCGACCUCCACAUCAUCAAGCGAGACGCGCUGCAGAAAGUCCUGGAGUUUUACUCCGCCUUCGCAAACCACUUCGCCCGAAACCUGGUGCUCACCUACAACCUGAGGAAGAGGAUUGUCUUCCGGAAGAUCAGUGAUGUGAAACGUGAGGAGGAGGAGAUGCUGAAGAGGAAGAACGAGGCUCCUCUGAACCUCCCACCGGAUCAUCCGGUCCGUCGGCUCUUCCAGCGUUUCCGACAGCAGAGGGAGGCGCGGCUCGCCAUGGAGCGAGGUGAUCAGGCCGCCGGCGAUGUAGAGAAAGGAGUCACCUGCCUGGAGCCGUCCAGAGGUCCUGAGGUCCUUGCCUCAACCAGUAUAGUCAUGGUGACGGAGAGCUCCACAACACCCACCACCUCCUCAACAUCCUCCUCAACAUCCUCCGGGACCUCCAGGACCUCCAGCCGAGUCAUGCUACACGCUCCCGCCACCCAAAACGGAAACCUGGUCGGCUGCAAAUCCGCAGAGCCGCCCAAAGCUAAAGGCUGGGGUCGAUUCAAGGAGUCUGUGGUGAAGGCCGAGUCAUGGAGCAGCGUCUCUAAGGCCGAGUCCAUGGAGACGCUGCCCGAUAGAACUAAGUCUCAGGACGAAAUGUCCCUCAAGAAAACCGACUCCUGUGACAGCGGCAUCACAAAGAGCGACCUCCGUUUGGACAAUGUCGGCGACGCCAGGACGCCGCAGGAGCAAAGCCCAGUCCAGUCUGAGGAGAAGAGGGUCUUCUGCCCGAUACCGGAGCAGAGCAUCCAGGCGUCUUUCCUGGAGCUGAAGCAGGAGUUGAGAGGAGACAUCCGAUCUCUGAACAGUCGCAUGGCAGCGCUGGAGACUCAGCUGGCUGAGAUGCUGCGACUUCUCAAAUCCAGGAAGUCGUCGGGCUCCUUCUUUGAGAUCUCACGGCCUCCUUCCCCUGACUCCGAUAAGGACAGCUUCUCCUAAACGGGGCAUGGAGAUGGUCCGCAGGAACUUGGCCUGUUCAGCCUCCAGAUGUCAGAGAAGAGUGCCUGACACAAAAGCACUUUGUUACGUUCGUAGUGUCGCUCUGUGAGAUGUCACAUGGCGUCGAACUGAAAAGAGAAUAAGGCUGAUUUUUACUUUUUAGAGUCGUGACAGUCACGAUGGCACCUUUGGACCUCAGGAGGGUUUAGACCUUUAUAUGAUUUUGGCAAUAAUACGAGAUGGCUUUAACGUUGUUGUUUCAAACGGGGCUUUUGCACUGUGAUGAAGGAAACAGCGUUCUGACGGUUGAUUUGGCUGCUUUGACUCAGACUCGUGCGUUCUGGUCCACUCCAGUCAAGUGGACAGAGGAUGGCGUCCAUAAUGUCACGUAUCGUAGGCUGUUUUUUCUGAUUGCACUGCAUGACAUCAUAUCGAAGCAUGGCUCUGUGAUUGGUUGUUGAGAUCUAAAGACGGACAUUCAGUGUCAGGAGGCUGCUGAACUCGUUGAAGGACAUUGUGGGCCAGGUAUUUGGUCAAUGGUUUGUGUUUGUUGGGAUUUAAGACGGAAACAGCAUCAGAAUGUCCCCCUCCUUCAUGCAGACUAAACACUGUGCGUACAGAUUUGGAUGUUUGGGACUGGUAGCGUUUUUAUAUCCAGAAUGAAUGUGAAAAAUGUUACGCAGCUCGGAGACAGCGAGACCCUAAAUGUGUCUUACGUUUAAUUCCUACGCAGAGCUGAACAUUUGAUCGUUUAGUCUGGAUUCUUAGCUUUUAUUUUAAAAAAUCUGUGUAUGCAUGUUUCCAUGUUGAUAUUGCUCAACAGGAACCCAAUCGCUUCGGUGUAAAAGAUUGAACAUGUUGGGUGGAGAUCUGAUCUCUGCAGCUGCUCUGAUUUAGUGGAAUAUGUUUUAACACAUUGUACAUUUACUUUUUAAUUCAGGUGUUUCAGGAGAUGGCUUCAUUUAAAAUUAGACGGUAUGUUGCUAAAGUAAAGUUACUUGAGAUGUCUUGCAAAUUAGGUAGAUGGGUGAAUGGACCUGUCAGUAAAUAGUUGAAAGGAUCAGGUGAAGGGAAGCAAAGGAAGCUUAAGGAAACACUGUGUGCUUUCAUUCAUCUUGUGCGUUGUGUUAAAACUUGCGUUUCGGACCUGCCAGAAACCCGUCCAAUCGUCCGACAGAUGUUUUGUCCAUCAUUCAGAUGUUGUGACCUCAAACUGAACGUCAAAGAACAACCAGUGCGACAGAUUCAUCCCGAUUCAGAAAUUCAUCCAUUUAGUGUCUGCUUCUUAAAGUCAAGGAAAGGAUCCUUGAAGGGCUGCAUUUCAAGUAUGCUAUGUCAUCAAAUCCUGCUGAAGGAUUUUUCGAUGUUUAGGACCCUUCGAAUUUUUCCAAAGACCGAGUCCUUCAUACAGACAAUUUGCAAGGAUGUCUGUGCAUGUCCUCAGAGAUCUUAAGCAGCCACAAUCAAUGUGAAGGAUGCAUCGGUCCUGUACCCCGAUUUGGAAAAUGUGCAAUGAAACUUUUACUUAUUUCUCUUCAGCAGCCUGCCAACAUCUGCUUCUGAACAAAUUUGAGAAAGAAAUGGGCGAUCUAGUUUCUGAAUCUUCACUCAUAUAAUGCCGGUUUGAAAAAUUUGUUCUGACUUUCAUGAGGUGAGGGAGUCGAUGCGUUGUCGGUCCUUCAUUAUGCUUGUCUUUUACAGGCGGUGCAGAAUGAGAGAGCAAACUGACGGCAUUACAAUGAUGUGAUAUGCCUUUAAAUCUGAGUAUCUUCAGUGUCAAGUCUGUAAAUUUGUUCUUAUCAAUCAAAGGGAAGAAAGAUUUAUUGAUGCCGGAACAAAUCGAUGCGCUGACAGUACGGUCUCCUCCUGCGAGCAAACCGGUGCUACAUUUCAGUAAAACGGUUGAAGAGCUCAGUUGGUAAAAUCACGGACACCUUUUUAAAAAUUGCAGCACAGAAUUGAAGGCAGGACCUUUUCGAGCAAGUCUGUCAGUUUUUGUUUUCCGAAUGUUCGGAAGCUGUCAAACCUCUGCAGGACCCCAUUCGGAGGGACCCAUCCUGUCGAGGAAGCAUCCUGGACUUUGAGAAGUAUCUUACUGUCAGACUCAGGAGACGGCGGACAACAUGUUGACGCGCCGAGGAAGGACUCGUCUUUUAUUCUGGCUGCUUGAAAUGGCAGAGAGAGAUGGAUUAAGGUGAUUUUUUUAGAUGGAUAUGUGUCUAAUUACUGAGACCGUCACCUUGAGAAAGGACCGUAAAUCCAGAGCUGUGAGACUUUAAUGAAGCCGGUUGAGAUUGUCUGCGUUGGACCUGCUGGAUGAUUGUGAGGCGGUCGAACAUUUUGAGGAAAUAUUGGAAUCACAGGACUGUUCACAUCUAUCCCUAACUGGACCGGACUCAGCAACGACUUAAAACUACUACAGCGAGGUCUCCGUGUCCUCACCUCUGGACAGAUGUUGUCCACAGAACUGUGACAGCGGCGAUUGUCAUGGAGUGGCCCAGAGAUGGCGUUUUUCUGUAGGCCAAUGCGGAGGUUAGCUUCACCGUGGUUCCCUCAUCAAAAACCUUUAAGACCGUAUGACGAGGGAACCAGAGGUGCUGAAAUGCUAAUGGACCUCCGAGUUUUAGGACUCAUUCCUGGUUUUCUCCAUUACUGGCGCAUUUUGCGUUUGAGGAAGGGCUGUCAAACAAUUAAUUUCUUAUAUUGGGAUUCAUUGCAGAAUUUCCAUUGUUAAUUGCUAUUAAUCAAAUUUUUAAAUUGCAUUUUUUUAAUUCAGUUAUUUUUCAGCAGUUUUGAAGUCCGCGUUGUGAAACUUAAGCAAUUUUUACCAGAUUGUUUUGAUUAGAAAUUAAAUGACCUGCAAAAAAAACCUGCAUGGGAUUAGCAUAAAGGUUAAAGAGGAGACUCAUGGGUACCCACAGAACCCGUUUUCAUUCAGAUAUCUGAAGGUCAGAGGUCAGUGGAUCCCUGUGAAAUGGCCAUUGGUCUUUCUAUAUCCUAAAAUUUGGAGCUUUAUUCCAGCUCUUUACUGAAGUUAGCGUGACACGGUUGGAUUCAAAACUCAGCUCAGAACAGCCUCUCAAAGACCGGAAAGACAAUAAACACAAUGUUAAAAAAAUAAACGUGUUAAUUACGGACCUUAAUGGCAUCGCUAUUAUCUGCUGUUACAGUUUGCUUAAAACUCCGGCUGUAAGAAAAGCCGAUGAAAUGUCUCGUUCAGUCUGAGGUCACGACAGCCAACAGACUCCCAGCAGAGCUGUGAUUGUCCACUUCGUCCUUUAGCUUUAGCGUCUUCAUCGGUGCCUCCAUCAAAGUCCAGCGCAGGAAACCUUAAUGAUUUUAUAUGCAACGUUUUGUCACUCUCCUCCGGUCGGGUUUACGGCCGACUCGUCUCGUCCGAUAUCUCGAUCACCUGCAAUCUGAAUGAAGUUUGGUCAAACGUGGAGGAGGCUGUCACACUGGCUGUCGCUCCUUUCACCUCCAUAAAUAAACCUCCGCCACAAAAGAGAUGCAUCCUGUCAGCAGGCGGGUUUCCAUUAACAAACUGCACAAACUGAAAUUGCAAAUUUGAAUUACACCUAAUGAAAACACAUUCUUUUAAAACAAAACUCACGUUUAUUGCGAACAAGUUUUCAUGCUAAUGAGGUGGUAUUUCGUUGUAAAUUUCGUCAUGUGGCUGCAGCGAGCCGGCGACUCUCCGAGUGGACGAAUUUAUGAUGAACCCGUCUGUCCAAACAAACGACCAAAUCUAGGAAAAGAGAGAGUUUCAGGUUAUUUAAGCACCUUCAGCGCUGGCUCGUGUUUUCCCGACUGAGCAGAAAAGUGUUUAAGCUCCCUGAACUUUCAUGACAUUUGUUAAAUGCAGAUUUCAGACAAACCAGAUUGAUCAUGUCAAAUAUCUUUUCUUUAGAGUGGAAAGUUCUGCAGCUUUAAGGGUAUUUUUCAACUUGGACGCUGUUUUUCCAUGUUUCUGUGUCACUAAUGGGAACCGUGGCUUACUGUGCGCAGACCCAAAAUGACCACAAAGACACAAACUAGGGUCA
Messenger RNA from Plectropomus leopardus (leopard coralgrouper), 6947 nucleotides. RefSeq names its product potassium voltage-gated channel, subfamily H (eag-related), member 1b (gene kcnh1b). Gene Ontology annotation, biological process: regulation of membrane potential; potassium ion transmembrane transport. NCBI's taxonomy places the organism in Eukaryota, Metazoa, Chordata, Actinopteri, Perciformes, Serranidae. The record is from RefSeq and is a predicted model, not a curated record. Gene Ontology annotation, cellular component: voltage-gated potassium channel complex; plasma membrane. Gene Ontology annotation, molecular function: delayed rectifier potassium channel activity.